CCAUGUUCAUUUCGUGUUUGUAACAUAAAGCAAUAUACAAAACGGCGCAAUUUAUUUGAAACCAAGAUUGUUUGAUCGCUUUUAUUGAUAAGAUACUAAUAAAAAGAUUUUAAAAAAUAUACGUGAUUAGAGAACUGUUUUAAACUUUGCUAAGUGCUAUGGAGCUAUGGGCAAUAAAUCUCGCUGGACUUUCAUUGGCACUGGUUUUGGACAUGAAGAGUCAUAGUAGGCCUACUCUGAUAUUAUUGCUUUGAAAGGAUAAAACAAUGUCUAGAAAGAAAGAGCAGCAGGACAAGGAAGACUUGCCACCAACUGAUUUACAACAUAUGAAGCUACUAGAUGAAGCAUUUAAGAGCUACAUUGAUGACAUGAAACCAUUUGUGCUUAGCUUGCCAGAUAAAAGUGAUCGUCAAAGAAUUGCUCUAUGGAUAAAGAAGUUGUGUGGUCCUGUUGGUCAAAAAUCUUCUGAAAGGAAGAACAGGAACCUGUAUGCUCAAAUUCUGUUUCAAAUGCUAAGGAAAGGAUGGAUAGAUGAGCCAUUCGAUGAUGAACCUGCCCCAGGACCUUUGCAGAUUCUGCCUGCUUACAUGUCUAGACAUGAAGAUGCAACAACAAAAAAGAAACAGUCAAAGACAUCUAACAACCGGGCUCCAGAAUGGAUUCGGGGCGAGCUUCCUUCUUCAGACAGCGCUUUCUUUGAAACGCGUCGAUUACAUAUAACGAAAGAAGAUGAUAGAUCUACAUCACCAGAAUCUCCUAACCGGUCGAUGGUCAAAUUUUCUGAAUUUGCCGACAACAUGCUUGAUGUUGAUGACACAGAACAUGAAGGAUUCAGUGAUCCUUCUUUAAGUGAUCAAAGUCAAGAGACGGACAGCCUCGAAGACAUUUCUGAGGAUCUCAAUCCGCAGUAUAACAAGAGAAAGAGCCCACGCUACACCCCUCCACCUUCAUAUGUUCGAAGACAUAUCCCUAAAAUACAGGGAAAAGAAGAAAGCACUUUGGAUCGUGCUGCUAUAAGUCAGACAAAUAUUCAAAACAAACGGAGCCAAUCUCGUUCCCCUGAAUCAGGGAUGGCUGUCAAAGCCGAUGAAAAUGAGAAGCUACGAGCGAUGCUGCAAGAGCUUCAGGGGAGGCUAAAAUCGUCAGAGGUGAAACUUGCAGAAGAGAGACUCUUACUUCAACGGGAACGAGACAUGGCAGUUCAGAAGGUUUUAGACCGUAAAAAUGCAGAAAUCGAAAGCUUCCAGUCACAGAGCAAGACCAAAAUGAACGAAAUUGAAGAAAACAAACGUCGUUUAGAGAAAAAAAUAAUUAGACUCACGAGAGACCUGAACCAGGCAAAUAUCAGAAACGAAAAAGAGGUUGAAGAACUGAAGGCGAUUAUUAAGCAAAACAAGGUUAACGCGGAACAUGAGCUAGAGAGGAGGGUGCUUGAACGGGUUGCCGAUUUCGAAAAGGAAAAGUUCAACAUGCAAAAGGAACACGCACAAAACAUUCAAGAGCUUCUUGAUGAAACUAGUGAACGACUGAAGAAGAUUGAGCACGAGUAUCUGCACAAAAUUGAUUCAUCUGACAUCCAUCUAAAAGAAUUGGAGAAUGAGCUAUAUCAGGUGAAAAGAAGUCGAGAUAACUACAAGCAAGAGAAAGAAGGCUUAGAAUCAGAAUAUGAAGAAUUGAAGGAGAAGUUAGUGUUGGCAAGAGGUAAUUCAGAAGACCAGAAUGCUAGGGUGAAAGGACUCGAGAAGGAGAAAAAAGAUCUAACAGAACGCCAUGACCAAGUACUUAGAGACUUGCGAAGAAAAACAGAUGCUGCGAUUGAUAGCAUGAAGAAAGAACACUCCAGUACUGCAUCGAAAACAUCCGUUGUAAUUUCUGAAUUGGAAGGAAAAAUAAGCCAUCUGAAACAGUCUUUGGAAGAUAUGGAGCUACAAAGAAAACGAGAUUUACGGGAACAAGAGUCCAAUCAUAAACAAGAAAUUGUGAGGCUGCAAGUGUUUCAAGAUAAAACGAUACGAAACAUAAAAAGCGAGGCAGAGAAAACAGAGACAGAACUUCAAAACAAAGUAAGGAUCUUAGAGCAAACAGUGAAAGACAAGGGCUGCAAGGUCGUGCAGCUUGAAGCCCAGCUGGCUGAUCAACAAUUGCAAUCCCAGAAUGCAAUUGAAAAUUUCAAAAACCAAGCUGAAGAGAAUUCGAGAAAAACGUUCCUACAGAUGAAGCAACAGAUCAAUCAAGUUGAAAGCAAUCUGGAGAUAGCUCUUCUUGAAAACAAUGCAUUAAAAGCUAAAUACAAAGAGGAGACUGAUUUGUUAAAAGCAAAGCACGAGAAACAACUCUCUGAGAUGAAACAGAGGCACGAAGAAGAAAAAGAGAGAGUGCUGGGAGAGGCUGAAACCGAGCUCCAAAAACACGAACUGGAAUACAAACAGGAGAUUGAGGAAGCCAAAUCAAGGCUGAAUGGCAGAAUUAAAGAUUUGGAAGAAAGCCUUCUCAGAGAAAAAGAGCGUAACAUCAAGAAAUUCACUGAAAGUGAAGAGACAAUCAAAGAACUAAGAGAAGAGGUGAUUCAAGCCAACUCGCUACGCAAGCAGCAAUUGGUUGAGCUGGGAAUGCUGAGAGACGAAGAGCGACAAAGCUUUAUCCGCCAAGAGGAAUCGCUGCAAGCUAAAUUUCGUUCUCAACUGGAACAGCAAAAGCUAAGUUUGCAGAAAGAGCACUCAUCUGUCAUGGAGAAAAUGCUCGGAGAGACCAACGAAAAACUGAAGCAAAUAGAAAGUGAAUAUGCUUUGAGUUCAGAAAGGAAUCAGCAGAUUAUCACUGAAUUGCAGAGUCAGGUUAUGGAAUCUAAUGAAAAAUUAUCAAGGGAGCAAAGUAACUCGCAGGUUAGGAUACUUGACCUUACCGAGAAUUACGAACAGGAAAAGGAUGAAAUCAAAAAGCAUCACAGCAAUGUUCUUAAGAAUUUGACUCAAGAAGUUGAUUUGCACCGAUCAAGGUCAAGACAUUACGAAAAAAAAUGUCAAAAACUGGAGCUUAAAUCUCAAGAAAGUAUGACUCAGCUAAAACUAGAUUAUGAAGAAAAGAUGCGUGGUUUGCUUCCAGGAUCAGCCCGUAUGGAACUUGAAGAAACAAUUAAUGCUUUGCGUGAGCAGAUCUCAUUGAUGCAGUCACGUGCAACACUUCUCCAAGAAGAGCUGGAAAACAGAGAUGGACUGGCUUACCCCUUGGAUGAUGAGGCAAAAACAUGAUAUGAUUUUCAACUAAAAUAGACAAAGUUUCUGUUGUAAAUGAACCCUCCCUUGCUCAAAACAAUCAGGAAUAUAACUGUUACAUAGUUUUGAUGAUAAUCAGAUCUAGUUUUUUAAAUUUAUAUUUAAAUGCAUAUUUACAGUAUGUUUGCAAACCUGAAAUAAUGUAUUAUAUAUUUUGAAAGAUGAAUAUUUGGUGGAAAGAAAAAAUCUAGCAUUAGU
Rhopilema esculentum is the source of this 3470-nucleotide messenger RNA. RefSeq names its product centrosomal protein of 112 kDa. The record is from RefSeq and is a predicted model, not a curated record. Lineage: Eukaryota; Metazoa; Cnidaria; Scyphozoa; Rhizostomeae; Rhizostomatidae.